AUGACACCCACCAUGACACAAUUCAACUUAAUCAAGUAUACUAUUAGAUAUAGUUAUUAUGAUCAAGUGCAAACAGUUUGUGCAAUUUGCCUUGCCAGCAUUAAAUAUGACAUAUCAAAAAUGCUCCGACAAAUAAACAUCAGGCCUGAAGACUCCAACAAAUUACGUAUAGUUUGGAGGAAAAAUAAAUCGGACCAACUGGAAGAAAUGCGAUCAACAGGACUAUAG
Messenger RNA from Clunio marinus, 228 nucleotides. NCBI's taxonomy places the organism in Eukaryota, Metazoa, Arthropoda, Insecta, Diptera, Chironomidae. The record is from the annotation of a GenBank genome assembly.